AUGUGGACAACACCCGUUCGCGCCUCAGCCGCCGCGCUGAUGGCGUGGUCUGCUCUUAUCGGCAAUGCCGUCGCCCAAGUUCAUACCGAUUGCUUUCCCAUGAACAAGACCUGCCCGCCGGACCCCGCCUUGAGCAUGGACGCCAACUUCAACUUCAACAUCACGCCCAACUUCGACGUGUGGGAAUCAACCGCCCAGCCAGUCGCCUACGACCCGGACACGGGUGCCCGGUUCCGGAUCGGCCAACAGGGCGAGUCCCCCACCAUCCGGUCCAAGUUUUACUACUUCUGGGGACGCACUGAGGUGCACAUGAAGGCGGCCCAAGGUACCGGUGUCAUUAGCUCCAUCAUGAUGCUGAGUGACAACCUGGACGAGAUCGACUGGGAGUUCUUUGGCGGCAACGCGACCGUUGCACAGAGCAACUACUACGGCAAGGGCUUCAUUCCCGAGAAGUCCAACGCCAUCUACCACCAGGUUCCCCAAGGCGUGCACAACGACUACCGCAACUACACCACGAUCUGGACCAAGGACUUUUUGGACUUCUAUGUGGACGGGGACAAGGUCCGUCGCCUCGUGCCCGCCGAUGCCAACAACACCUACUACUACCCGCAGACCCCGAUGCGCCUAUCUAUUGGUAUUUGGGCCGGUGGUGACCCGCGCAUGCCUCAGGGUACGCGUGACUGGGCUGGUGGUGACACGGACUACAGCAAAGCGCCCUUUGACAUGUACGUUAAGAGCGUUCACGUCGAGGAUUUCAGCAGCGGCAAGGAGUACCAGUACAGCGACAAGAGCGGGUCGUGGGAGAGCAUCAAGAUCGUCGAAGGGAACUCAACCGUCCAUGAGGCCAUCAAUGCCCCGCCUGAGAAGUCACUGUCCGAGAAGUGGGCAGACCUUCCCCAAACCAGCAAGAUCGCCAUCUAUGCCAGUGUGGGCGGCUUCUUUGGGCUCCUGCUGUGCACCGGUCUCUUCUACUGCAUCCGCCAGCGCCGCCGUGGAGCGCGUGAGGCUAAGGCGGCUGAAUCUCGCGCCGAGGCUGAGCGUCUCGAGCUGGAACGCUUCCGCAAAGCCGGUGUUGACCCCGACAGUUUCGCCUCUCACGGCCACGAGUACAACGCCAAGGAAAUGCGCCGGGACGGCUUCGCCGAUGAAGACAGCUACAGCGUGACCGGGUCGAACAAUCUCGCCGCUACUACUCCGGCCUCGCCUCUUGACCACCGCUGGGACUCCAACGCCGCUUCCGCCUUGGGUGUGACCGCUGCCGGUGCCGGAAUCGGUGCGGCCGCCGCGGCCGGGAUGCGCAGCCCAGGCGGUGGAUCUCUCCGGAACGGCUCCCAAUCGCCCCGCAACGGGACCCCAGGACCGACUGGCAGGUUCCCGAACUCGCCCCAAGGUCGAAUGUCGCCCGCUCCGUCGCGGCACGCGGCGUCUCCCGGACCCGGUAGCAUGAGGAGUCCUCCACCAGGGGCAGGGUUUGGUUCGCCGAACCGCAGCUUCACAAGCCCCCGCAUGGGAUCCCCUGGGCCGCAGCAGAUUGCUCACCCGCAACCACAACGGGCGUUCACCACUGACAACUACGCCAACGCCAACCAUGGCCAUCAUGAUCAGGAUUUUGGAGAUGAUGGGUACGGGCAGGGGCAAGGUGGUGGGAGGGGGAAUGAUAACUAUUGGGGCGGUGGUAACGGCGGAGGUUAUGCGAGGUAG
This is a messenger RNA of Dichotomopilus funicola, 1701 nucleotides long. RefSeq names its product glycoside hydrolase. NCBI's taxonomy places the organism in Eukaryota, Fungi, Ascomycota, Sordariomycetes, Sordariales, Chaetomiaceae. The record is from RefSeq and is a predicted model, not a curated record. The coding region runs from base 1 to 1701 and encodes 566 amino acids. Gene Ontology annotation, cellular component: fungal-type cell wall. Gene Ontology annotation, biological process: fungal-type cell wall organization; carbohydrate metabolic process. Gene Ontology annotation, molecular function: glycosyltransferase activity; hydrolase activity, hydrolyzing O-glycosyl compounds. The transcript is spliced from 2 exons.